AUGGAGCCGAGCCCCAACAGUUCCACAGAGGCACAGCUGCCUCAGUUCACGAUAGCAGACGUCGCGUCGCAUAACCGCAAAGACGAUAUCUGGAUCAUUGUCCACGGGAAAGUAUUUGACAUCACAGAGUAUCUCCAAGACCAUCCCGGUGGCGCUGAAGUUCUCAUCGAAACUGCAGGCACCGAUGCCACAGAGGCCUUCGAGGAUGUUGGCCAUUCCGAGGAUUCUCGGGAGAUUAUGGAGGAGUAUCUGAUCGGUACUCUUCAAGGAGCCAAAGAAUAUGUUGCGCCAAAGGCAAUCCGCCUGAUUGCUCAGAAGCCAGUUUCGGUUCCCCAGAAAUCCUCACGCGGUUUGAUUGGUGCAGUGACCGGUGUUGUGGGAGCGGCAGCAUCACUCAUCUACGCAUCUCAUCGCGGAGCCCUGGGUUCUCUGGAUUUGCAACGGCACGUCGGGAACGGCGUGUCCCAAUACUUCAGCGGAAUCCGACUGCCGCGCGGAGGGUUUGCAAUUGGUUUUCUCACGGCGACUGUCAUCUCCGCGGCAAUUGGAAGCGUUGUAGCACGGCAGGCUGCCAGGUUCCUCAAGAUCGAAUCUGGGUUUACUCGAUACCCGCUGCAUAAAAAAGCGCGCAAGGCGGUUAGGGUCGAUCCACACUCAGUCAAGGGAUUUCUUGAUCCGAAGGAGUACCAGAAUUUGCCGUUGGUUGAGAAGGAGCUCUUGUCCCCGAACGUAUAUCGGUUUGUGUUCGCAUUGCCAGAUGCCCAAGGAACUUUGGGACUCCCGAUCGGCCAGCACGUUGCCAUCCGUGCCGAGAUCGACGGCACUACGGUGACAAGAUCCUACACACCCGUGUCCAACAACCUGGACAAGGGUCGCAUCGAGUUGGUCAUCAAAUGUUACCCCGACGGAUUGCUCAGCGGCCAAUACCUGGCCAACCUACAGGUGGGCGACGAAGUGGAAUUCCGGGGGCCCAAGGGAGCCAUGCGCUACAGCCAAGGGCUCGGUACAAAGCUGGGGAUGGUGGCUGGCGGCACGGGCAUUACCCCGAUGUACCAGCUCAUCCGCGCCAUCUGCGAGGACGAGCGAGACACGACGGAGAUCAGCCUUGUCUAUGCGAAUCGCACCGAGGGCGACAUCCUGCUGCGAGAAGAGCUUGAAAGGUUUGCGCGCCUGUACCCCAAGAAUUUCAAGCUGUGGUACAUGCUAGACACGGCGUCCGAGGACUGGCAGUACGGAACAGGCUAUGUGGACCAGACCGUGCUAAGUGAGCGGCUACCAGGGCCUUCGGAGGAGACCAAAAUCAUGCUCUGUGGGCCGCCUGGCAUGAUCAAUGCGUGCAAGAAGACGUUGGCGGGAAUGGGAUUCAAGGCGCCCGGGGCAGUCUCAAAGAUGAGCGACCAGAUCUUUUGUUUCUAG
Molecule: messenger RNA, 1416 nt
Organism: Aspergillus steynii IBT 23096
Lineage: Eukaryota; Fungi; Ascomycota; Eurotiomycetes; Eurotiales; Aspergillaceae
Product: putative cytochrome b5 reductase
Exons: 2
Coding region: 1-1416 (471 amino acids)
Cellular component (GO): endoplasmic reticulum
Molecular function (GO): heme binding; oxidoreductase activity
Source: RefSeq, a predicted model, not a curated record